Messenger RNA from Alosa sapidissima (American shad), 857 nucleotides. RefSeq names its product protein unc-13 homolog B-like. Gene Ontology annotation, biological process: dense core granule priming; synaptic transmission, glutamatergic; synaptic vesicle maturation. The record is from RefSeq and is a predicted model, not a curated record. The coding region runs from base 96 to 857 and encodes 253 amino acids. NCBI's taxonomy places the organism in Eukaryota, Metazoa, Chordata, Actinopteri, Clupeiformes, Clupeidae. Gene Ontology annotation, cellular component: terminal bouton; synaptic vesicle membrane; plasma membrane. The transcript is spliced from 8 exons. Gene Ontology annotation, molecular function: diacylglycerol binding; calmodulin binding; syntaxin-1 binding.
AAAUGUAAGCGGAGAUGCCACAGGCGGUUGGGAUUUAUGCUCGUUGAAAGUGUCCCGUUUUGAACUCGUGAACAGCGCUUUGAACACUCGCGGAAAUGUCCCUUCUGUGCGUCCGAGUUAAGAAAGCAAAGCUUGAAGGACCUCCAGAUAAGUUCAAUGUCUACGUGACAUUAAAAGUGCAGAAUGUUAAGAGCACGACUAUCACCGUCCGAGGGGACCAGCCCUGCUUUGAGCAAGACUUCAUGUUUGAGAUCAAUCAUCUGGAGUCGGGGCUGGUCGUGGAGUUAUGGAACAAGGGUUUGAUUUGGGACACAAUGGUGGGGACUACCUGGAUCCCACUGGAUACCAUCCGCCAGUCAGAUGAGGAGGGUCCAGGUGAGUGGACAUAUCUCGACUCCGAGGUCCUUAUGAAAGCCGAUGAGAUCUACGGCACCAAGAGCCCUACGCCGCACAAAGUACUUUUAGACACCCGCUUUGAGCUCCCUUUUGACAUUCCCGACGACGAGGCCCAGUACUGGACCAAAAAGCUGGAGCGCAUCAAUACUAUGCGGGUACAUGAUGAGUAUCCACAGCAAGAUGAAGCCCAGCGCAGACAGCUUCCCUCAGUCCCUUCACAGUGCUCAUUGGAGGACCACGACAGCGCAGUGGAUGACCGGGACAGUGACUAUCGCAGUGAAAUCAACAGCCGUCCCCCACGUUACCACACCACGUCUCAGCCCAACUCAUCAGUGCAUCAGUACCCGAUGGGACACCGGCUCUAUCAGUCCGGUACAGAUUCCACUCAAAACUAUGAGCCGGACUACAGGGAAUCAAGAGGGCCCAGGUACAUAAUCACAAGGACACCCUCACUCAGAUAA